Molecule: messenger RNA, 853 nt
Organism: Microtus oregoni (creeping vole)
Lineage: Eukaryota; Metazoa; Chordata; Mammalia; Rodentia; Cricetidae
Gene: Psmc3ip
Product: PSMC3 interacting protein
Exons: 9
Coding region: 110-784 (224 amino acids)
Biological process (GO): meiotic joint molecule formation; meiotic strand invasion involved in reciprocal meiotic recombination; homologous chromosome pairing at meiosis
Cellular component (GO): DNA recombinase auxiliary factor complex; condensed nuclear chromosome
Molecular function (GO): double-stranded DNA binding; recombinase activator activity
Source: RefSeq, a predicted model, not a curated record
CUUCUCCUGCAGCCAAUCAGCGUUAAGACCUUCCUCCUUCACCGGAAGGCGCUGUCUCCCAGAGCAACCAACCAGACCGCUGUCUUCAGUUUGGUGGCGGGAAAAGGCCAUGAGUAAAAGCCGGGCCGAGGCUGCGGCCGGAGCCCCCGGGAUCAUCCUGAGGUACCUGCAGGAACAAAACCGGCCCUACAGCGCGCAGGACGUAUUCGGAAACCUGCAGAAGGAACAUGGACUGGGCAAGGCGGCGGUGGUGAAGGCUCUGGAUCAGUUGGCCCAGGAAGGCAAGAUCAAAGAGAAGACGUACGGCAAGCAGAAAAUUUAUUUUGCCGAUCAGGACCAGUUUGACGCAGUGAGUGAUGCUGACCUCCACAGCCUGGAUGCCAAAAUUGCAGCCCUCACUGCCAAGGUGCAGAGCUUACAGCAAAGCUGCCGCCACAUGGAGGCUGAAUGUGGGGUCCUAUUCUGGAGAGGUCCCAGAGCAAGAUGGAAGCUGACCUCCCACCUCUGGGAAGCACCUGCUGAGCAAGACGGAAUCCAUUCCUCGCAUGUCCCUGAGAGGCUAAAGAACAUCAAAGCAGCCACCAACCAUAUCACUCCAGAAGAGAAAGAGGAGGUGUACAAAGACAGACAGAAGUAUUGUAAAGAGUGGAGGAAGCGGAAGAGAAUGACCACCGAGCUGUGUGAUGCCAUCCUUGAAGGAUACCCCAAGAGCAAGAAACAGUUCUUUGAAGAAGUUGGGAUAGAGACAGAUGAAGAUCAUAAUGUCACACUCCCAGACCCUUGAGGGGCCCUUGGUGGAGUCUGGGAGCAGAUGUCCCGGGCUGGCUGCCUUGUUUAGGUGGCCUUAUUGUUU